Cannabis sativa is the source of this 2427-nucleotide messenger RNA. RefSeq names its product probable CoA ligase CCL12. The record is from RefSeq and is a predicted model, not a curated record. NCBI's taxonomy places the organism in Eukaryota, Viridiplantae, Streptophyta, Magnoliopsida, Rosales, Cannabaceae. The coding region runs from base 112 to 2292 and encodes 726 amino acids. The transcript is spliced from 14 exons.
CCAAUUACCGCCUAACUUUGACAGCACAACAAGCAAAACAAAUUCCUUAUAUUUAACAUAGUAAAACUCAACUCAACUCAACUGUGUUUAUUUGAUCAUCAAACAAGAGAAAUGGGAAGUAAGAGCAUAAGUGAGGUAGGAGUGGACGACUUGGUUCAGGCUGGUCUAACCACUGAGGAAGCCACUGGCUUCCAAAGGGUCCUUAAAGACUCACUCAGCUGCACCAAAGGGUCCGACCCAAGUGAGGUCUGGAGGCACCUGGUGGCUCGGAGAGUGCUCAAGCCUUGGCACCCACAUGGGCUACAUCAGCUGGUUUACUACUCUGUUUAUGCUCAUUGGGAUGUCUCCUCCAAAGGCCCUCCUCCUUAUUGGUUUCCUUCUUUGUAUCACUCUAAAGAUACAAACUUGGGACGUCUCAUGGAGAAGCACGGUCCAAGCCUUCUUGGCCCUUUAUAUAAGGAUCCUAUAACAAGUUAUAGCCUCUUUCAGAAGUUCUCUGUUGAGCACCCUGAGGUUUAUUGGUCGAUUGCCCUAAAAGAGCUUUCGGUAUCAUUCCAAGAAGAACCAAAAUGCAUUCUAGACAAAUCUGAUAAGUCAAAGCAUGGCGGAUCAUGGCUUCCGGGUGCAGUUUUGAACAUUGCUGAAUGUUGUUUGUUGCCCACUUCAUAUCCAAGGAAAGAUGAUGAUAGUUUGGCUAUUGUAUGGAGAGAUGAAGGUUCUGAUGAUUCUAGUGUAAACUUGAUUACACUAAAGCAACUUCGGGAGCAAGUAAUCUCGGUUGCUAAGUCGCUGGAUGCCAUGUUUUCCAAGGGUGAUGCAAUUGCAAUGGACAUGCCAAUGACAGCUAAUGCAGUUAUAAUUUACUUAGCAAUCAUACUUUCAGGUCUUGUUGUUGUAUCAAUAGCUGACAGCUUUGCUCCAAAGGAAAUUGCAAGUCGAUUGCAUGUCUCACAAGCCAAGGCUAUCUUUACCCAGGAUUUCAUACUAAGAGGCGGUCGCAAGUUUCCUCUAUACAGUCGAGUUGUGGAAGCUGCACCAGAUAGAGUUAUUGUCCUCCCUGCAACUGGGAGCAACACAGGCAUUCAGCUAAGAGAACAGGAUAUGUCAUGGGGAGACUUCCUCUCCAGUGUUGGCACUCGUUCAAGAAAGUACUCUCCAUGCUAUCAACCAGUUGACUCUUUGAUCAAUAUACUAUUUUCAUCUGGAACAACGGGAGAACCAAAAGCUAUUCCAUGGACACAUCUUUCUCCAAUUAGGUGUUCAUCUGAUUUUUGGGCUUAUAUGGAUAUCAAAGUUGGAGAUGUUGUCUGCUGGCCUACAAAUUUAGGAUGGGCAUUGGGUCCAUUUAUACUUUUCACAUGCUUUUUGUCUGGUGCGGUACUUGCUCUCUAUCAUGGAUCUCCUCUCGGCCGUGGCUUUGGCAAAUUUGUUCAGGAUGCAAGUGUGACUAAAUUAGGUACAGUUCCAAGCCUGGUGAAAACUUGGAAGAAUACACAAUGUAUGAAAGGCCUAGAUUGGACAAAAAUAAAAUCCGUCGCCUCCACAGGAGAAACAUCUAAUGUUGAUGAUGACCUUUGGCUGUCUUCGCAAGCAUAUUAUAAGCCCGUUAUUGAAUGUUGUGGAGGGACAGAGCUUGCAUCGUCUUACAUACAAGGAAGUCUACUACAACCUCAAGCUUUUGGUGCAUUCAAUACUGCAACUAUGACAACAAGCUUUGUCAUAAUUGAUGAACAUGGGAAUCCCUAUCCAGAUGAUCAAGCUUGUACAGGUGAAGUGGGAUUAAUCCCUCUAUAUCUAGGUGCAAGUGAUAGGUUGCUUAAUGCUGAUCAUGAAGAAGUUUAUUUUAAGGGAAUGCCACUAUACAAAGGAAUGCGCCUGAGGAGACAUGGAGACAUCAUCAACAGAACUGUUGGAGGCUAUUUCAUUGUACAAGGCAGAGCUGAUGACACCAUGAACCUUGGAGGCAUUAAGACAAGUUCUUUUGAACUCGAACGUGUAUGUGACCGAGCUGAUGAUAGCAUCUUAGAGACUGCAGCUGUUAGCGUUUCUCCAAUUGGCGGUGGUCCAGAACAACUAGUUAUGUUUGUGGUAUUAAAGAACGGGUAUGACGCUGAAGCUGAAAAUCUUAGGACAAAGUUCUCAAAAGCCAUUCAAAGUAAUCUUAAUCCAUUGUUCAAGGUGAGUGCUGUGAAAAUUGUUCAUGAGUUUCCUCGAACAAUGUCAAACAAGUUACUAAGGAGAGUUUUGAGGGAUCAACUGAACCGUGAAUUCUCAAUUCAGAGUAAAAUUUAGUGAAAUGGAGUUCACUAGCUUUUUACAUGGGUGGAAAAGUGAAAUAUGUAGUUUUUUAUUUGAAGAAUGGAUGUAUCAAUCAAUAUAUAUUAAUAAAGGAAUGCAUAAUAGCUGCUUAGGUGGGAGUUUAUAUGA